UGCAUGAUAUGAUUUAUUAGCAUGCUUUCCGUGUCAUCCUUGUCAUGAAAGCAACUCGGUGAUCACUAUAAAGUAUAUCUUUUCACACGGAUUGCACUGCAACCAAAAUUAACUCUCCUUACUACUCCUCUCCAAGAGCUUGCUGUUUUCUAGCUGUUGUUGCAUUGCUCAGCCAUGGAUUUGAAAGCUGAGGCUAACGCGGGAGAUACUGAGUUCCAAGCAGUGAAGAUUCCGAGACAAGGAGGAUAUAGAGCCACAUAUUUCAUCUUUGCAAUGAUGUUGCUGGAUAACAUUGGCUUUGUGGCCAACAUGGUAAGCUUGGUUUUAUAUUUCAUGAACGUCAUGCAUUUUGACUACUCUGGUUCUGCAACCACCACAACAAACUGGUUGGGUACUACUUUCUUGCUGACGAUCGUUGGAGGGUUCAUCUCCGAUACUUAUAUGAAUCGCCUCAACACUUGCAUCCUCUUUGGCAUAAUCCAGUUGUUGGGAUACUCCCUACUUGUGAUUCAAUCCCACGACAAAACACUUCAGCCUGAUCCAUGUUUAAAAUCAACAUGUGUGCAUGGCACUAAAGCUUUGCUGUUGUACGCUUCAAUAUACUUGCUAGCACUUGGUGGUGGUGGAAUCAGAGGCUGUGUACCUGCUCUCGGAGCUGAUCAAUUUGAUGAAAACAAACCAAAAGAAGGUGUACAACUAGCCAGUUUCUUCAAUUGGUUUUUGUUUAGCAUUACAAUUGGGGCCAGCUUAGGAGUCACCUUUGUAGUUUAUGUGAGCACGGAAUCCCAAUGGUACAAAGGUUUUAUCAUAUCUAUGUCAUGUUCUGCUACUGGUCUCAUUUUCAUUGCCUUGGGAAAGAGAUUCUAUCGUGCCAGGGUGCCGGGAGAGAGUCCAUUGUUAAGUGUUUUACAGGUGCUGGUGGUCACAGUAAAGAAUUGGAGGGUGAAAGUACCCUUGGAUUCUGAUGAGUUGUAUGAAAUACAAAGUCAUGAAUCUAAUUUAAAGAAAAAACUCAUCCCUCACACUAACCAAUUCAGGGUUCUAGACAAAGCUGCUGUUCUACCUGAAGGAAUUGAGGCAAGGAGAUGGAAAGUCUGCACAGUGACACAAGUGGAGGAAGUGAAGAUUCUCACAAGGAUGAUGCCUAUUCUUCUAAGUACCAUCAUCAUGAAUACAUCUUUAGCCCAAUUGCAAACCUUCUCCAUCCAACAAGGAACCUUAAUGAACACAUACAUUGGCAAACUGAACAUACCAGCAGCUUCCAUUCCCAUAAUUCCAUUAGUAUUCAUGACCCUUUUGAUACCGGUUUACGAAUUUGCUUUCGUACCACUUGUCCGGAGAAUCACCGGCCACCCCAAUGGAAUAACAGAACUACAAAGAGUUGGGGUUGGCCUUGUUUUGUCAGCAAUCUCAAUGGUCAUAGCAGGGGCGAUAGAGGUGAAAAGAAAGCACGAAUUCAAUGAUCAUAAUCAGCACCGUAUCAGCCUCUUUUGGCUCUCUUUCCACUAUGCAAUCUUUGGGAUAGCUGACAUGUUCACAUUGGUGGGGUUGUUGGAGUUUUUCUACAAAGAAGCUCCUCAAGGCAUGCGUUCACUUUCCACUUCCUUUUCCUUUCUUUCCUUGUCCAUUGGUUACUACUUGAGCACAGCUUUUGUUGAGCUCAUCAACUUGGUGACUGGUAAGAUUGCCAAGAGCAAGAAAGGGUGGCUAGAGGGACGUGACUUGAACCGAAACCAUGUUGAAUUAUUCUACUGGUUUUUGGCUAUACUCAGCAUAAUUAACUUUGUCAUUUAUCUGAUGUGUGCAAAAUGGUACAAAUACCAAAGUGUUGUACCAUUUGAUAAGGGAAUGUUGCUCAAAGAUCCACCUCCUCGUAAUGAUGAAAACGUCUACUCUACUAGCUUUGUGUCCACGGUUCAAAACAUUCCCCCGAAUGAAGAAAAAUAAAUGAGAAAACUCAGUUUCACGAGAAAUUAUUGUAUGGUCUAAAAUAAUGUUUUCUCCGAUUACAUUAUUUCACUUUUCAAUUAAUCUACACAUGACAUGAAAUUAUAUUUUUAUUAGUUUGUUAUAAAGAGUUAAUAAUGUGUCACGUAGAGAUUUAUCAAGACGGUAUAAUAUAUACUAUAUAAUAAUUUAUACCCACUGUCUUUAUUAUUGUAUUUUGAUGUGAUUCCUGAGUGUAUCUUUGGAAAUAUUCUUGUCAA
Molecule: messenger RNA, 2207 nt
Organism: Glycine soja
Lineage: Eukaryota; Viridiplantae; Streptophyta; Magnoliopsida; Fabales; Fabaceae
Product: protein NRT1/ PTR FAMILY 4.5-like
Exons: 6
Coding region: 175-1947 (590 amino acids)
Biological process (GO): transmembrane transport
Cellular component (GO): membrane
Molecular function (GO): transmembrane transporter activity
Source: RefSeq, a predicted model, not a curated record